GCGCGGCCGAGCCGUCUGAGGGAGCGGUGGGCACUGGGCCUCGGGCGCCGCUGCCGCCAUCGUGAGAACGGGCAGAAUAUUUGUGAAUUUCAAGCCCAAGAUGGCUCAGAAGAGGAACUCAAGUGGGCAGGCAUUCCCAUUGCUGCUGCUGCUUAUUGUUGUGGCUUUUGUUCAUUUGACUGUGUGUCCUUUCACAAAAGUGGAGGAAAGCUUUAACCUACAAGCUAUCCAUGAUGUGGUAUACCACCAACUGGACUUGGAUAAGUAUGACCAUCAUGAAUUUCCUGGAGUUGUCCCAAGAACGUUCCUUGGACCAAUUUUUAUUGCUGCCCUUUCCAGCCCAGCUAUAUAUGUACUUUCUGUGCUAAAAAUGUCCAAGUUUUACUCCCAGCUGAUAGUCCGAGGAAGCUUGGGGCUCAGUGUGAUUUACACGUUAUGGAAGCUGCAGAAAGAAGUUAGAAAACAGUUUGGAGCAACUACAGCAUCAAUUUUCUGUCUCAUCACUGUCACUCAGUUUCAUUUGAUGUUUUACUGUACACGAACUCUCCCUAAUGUGUUUGCACUUCCUUUUGUGCUCCUGGCAUUGACAUUUUGGAUACAGCAAAAGCAAAGGCCAUUCAUUUGGUUCUCAGCUUUGGCGAUUAUAGUCUUCAGAUCAGAGCUCUGCAUAUUCUUAGGCCUCAUGCUCCUGGUGACUUUAUUAACUAAAAGAAUCUCUGUUUUCAAGGUCCUUUCCCAUGCUGUUCCUGCUGGAAUUUUUUGGCUGGGGCUAACAGUUGCUGUGGAUUCUCUAUUUUGGAGGCAACUUGUGUGGCCUGAGGGGAAAGUGCUCUGGUAUAACACAGUUUUAAACAAAAGUUCCAACUGGGGAACCUCUCCCUUCUUGUGGUAUUUCUAUUCAGCCCUGCCUCGUGCUUUGGGAUGCAGCAUUGUAUUUGUACCUUUAGGUGUAACAGAAAAGAGAACUCGGAUUUUACUUUUGCCAGCACUGGGCUUUAUUUUCUUGUAUUCGUUUCUCCCACACAAAGAGCUGCGUUUUAUCAUAUAUACUUUCCCCGUCUUCAACAUAGUGGCUGCUAAAAUGUGCUCACGAAUUCUGAAUAACUACCGGAGAUCCUGGCUCUACAAACUUGGAUCUUUCUUUGUUAUCAUGCAUCUUCUAGUUAAUGCUGCUUAUUCAGGAACAUCUUUAUAUGUUUCACAUUUCAAUUAUCCUGGAGGAGUGGCAAUUCAGAAGUUGCAUGAGUUGGUACCUUCAACAGCAGACGUCUCUGUUCAUAUUGAUGUGGCUGCAGCACAAACUGGAGUUUCUCGGUUUCUAGAAAUCAAUUCUGAUUGGAGGUAUGACAAAAGGGAAGAUGUUAAACCAGGAGACCAGUUGAUGUUUUCUUACACGCAUAUACUGAUGGAAACAAACCCUCUUCAAAUAUCACAUUACAAGACAACCCACAGGCCACUGGCAAAUAUACCUGGCAUCAGUAAAAUUGGGUUGAACCUUACUGCACUACCUCCUUUUACUUUAAACUUGAAACCAAAAUUAGUACUGUUGGAAAAACUUCCUCUAUCAUCUUGACUGUGAAUUUCAAGUCUUUUGAUGUGAUUUUGCUGAUGACUGAACUGUAUAAGACAGAAGCAAAUCAUCAUUCCGGCACUGCAGCUCAGCUUCUGUGGAACGGCACAGAAAAUCCUUGUACUAAUUGGUAUUUAGCUCUGUCUGUUUCCUACAUAAAUAUUACAGUGCAUUCUUAGUCAGUAUAUACUCAGUAUACUGAGUUGUAUUGUUAAAUAUGUUUGAGAGAGUUACCUCCAAGUUUAGUGAUAUUAAGUAAAAACUGUCUACUUGGUUUGGGUAGCUGUCUGUUUCACAGCACAGGUAUGUCCUAAUUGUCCUAUUUAAAAUACAUAAUGGAACAAGUUCGUGCUAUGGCAAUAAUUUGAUCUGUGAUCUGUGUGUGCAAAGAUGUAUUACUUAAUGUAUCUGCAGGAUUGUAACUCCCUCAGCUGUCAGAGUGCCUGUGUGAAACCUAAUGAUGUUAUCAACGUACGAAAGCCAUAUUCAUUGUUAGCUUCAUCAUAAUACCUAAUAAUGCCCUGUAGGCUACCAAACUAAUUAAAGUGAAAGAUUCACUUAAAAAGCAGUUGGACCUUUAGACAAACACUGUCUCAUAACAGAUUUGAGUAUUAAGGAUGAUUAUCUUCCAACAGAUCAUGAAAAAGCAGCAACUUUGAUUUCACAGGAAAAAGCAUUUUUAAAAUAAGGUUUCCCCUCUUCUGCUGUAAUGAUAUUAUCUUAAUUUGCAGUCCCAUAAUUUACCUUUGAAAAUAUUCACUUGAAUACACUUUAAGAUAGGUGCUGUUUUCCUUUUUUUACUAAGUAAUCCCUUUGGAAAGGAGUACUCUAAUGUGCCAUGUGCUUCAUUCUGUAAACUAGAAUAAGAUUGCAUGCUCUGUAGUGUCUUCUUUAUUAGAUGUUUUUGUUAAGGAUGUCUGCCUAGGUUGCUAAAUGGAACAAGGGAAAAAAGAGUUCUGGUUAUGCCAGCUGUAAUAUGACAAGAGCUCCAUUAGUGUAAAAUAAGAGAAUUGCCGAAAUUAUCAUGGGCAGAAAACUGUUCCUUGCUGAAUGAAAACUUGAGUAAAAAACAAUUACAGAAUAAAGUGGUUUGGUGGGGUUUUUGGUGGGUUUUUGUUUCCUUGGUUGGUUGGUUGGUUGGUUUUGGUUUUUUUUUUUUUUACUCUUAAAAGUGUGCUUGAUUCAAGAGCUACCUUUACCUAUGUGUAUAUAUCAGCUUUCGGGACCAUGCUUUCAUUUUAUUCUCUAGAUUAUGUAUCAGAGGAACUGAUCUGGCUGGGUGGAGCCUGCUCCCCUGUGGGUGGCUAUUGCUGUUGCCCAGGUUUCCUCAGCCUGAGCUGAUCUGGCAAAGGUAACCUGCAGAACUUGUUAGUCCAGUCUCUCCCUGCUCCUGAAAUUGAAAUCACUCAAGUAUUAUCUAUUUGACUUGUCUUUGAAAGAAAACUCAGCUUCCUCCAGAACCAGUUUAAACAUCAAACAAUUCACAUGAGAUAGAUGGAAAUACAUGUGCAAAUAGCUGGAAAUUUAGAACCACACAGAGGAAAACUCUUGACUAAGGAUGUAAGUAGGCCUUUAUGUUAACGCUAAUCAUUGACUUUAUGUAACUCCCCCACACUGUAAUACACAACUCAAGAACCUAAACUAAAAUUUAUCCUGUCCAGCUGUAUACAAAUGUCUGCACUGCUGUAGUUAGGUCUAUGGUUAUUCCAGCUUUCCAAGUCUCUGGUUGUCAGAAUCCUCUGCGGGAACUUGUCUUCUGUUAACUACAGAGAAAACCUAGGGCUGCUAUGCUUGCAACACAGGCACCUCAAGCUAAUGCCUGAAGUGGCACAGUGUGUGUGCAGAUGAGACAUCUGAAGAGUUUCAUCUUGCUGAAUGUCGGACACACACACUGGGUUGGG
Molecule: messenger RNA, 3471 nt
Organism: Lepidothrix coronata (blue-crowned manakin)
Lineage: Eukaryota; Metazoa; Chordata; Aves; Passeriformes; Pipridae
Gene: ALG12
Product: ALG12, alpha-1,6-mannosyltransferase
Exons: 10
Coding region: 101-1573 (490 amino acids)
Biological process (GO): protein N-linked glycosylation
Cellular component (GO): endoplasmic reticulum membrane
Molecular function (GO): alpha-1,6-mannosyltransferase activity
Source: RefSeq, a predicted model, not a curated record